This is a messenger RNA of Benincasa hispida (wax gourd), 2137 nucleotides long. Its product is annotated as Galactose oxidase/kelch repeat superfamily protein. Gene Ontology annotation, cellular component: nucleus. Gene Ontology annotation, molecular function: protein binding. The record is from RefSeq and is a predicted model, not a curated record. NCBI's taxonomy places the organism in Eukaryota, Viridiplantae, Streptophyta, Magnoliopsida, Cucurbitales, Cucurbitaceae.
AUUACAUCAGAUUGACACAACUCGGGGCCGCCCCACCAAUGUGAUCUGGUACCGCUGUUUUGGUUCGCCAAGGCUGACUCCACUCUGCUUCAUCUUCUUCUUCUUCUUCUUCUUCUUCUUCUUCUUCAUCUUCUUCUUCUUCCGGCUUUCAUUCCGACAUGUUCGUCGGUUACUACUUCAGGCCACCGCGUUCAUAGGAGACCCAAGUAAUAGAUCCUUCUUACUUUCCCCAAUUUCAGAUCGUUCUUUUUGGCGGCUGGAAAGAAAUUCAGAUCGUUCGUGGAGGUUAUUGGUGAUAGGAUUAGGUGUAUUGGGUUUCUUAAUCUGUUUGCUGAGGACUGCGAGAACUUCUAACUGGUUAUAAGUUCGAGCGCAUAGUAUCGCAAAUAUCGUAUAAAUGGAAUAUUAUGAGUAUAGAUGCUUCACAUGUUCUCACUCUGUUUCAAUAAAUUAAUGGGAGAGGGAAAUAAGUGUUUAUUGAUUGCUGCUUUCAAGGAUCGGAAUUUGUUUCCUGGGUAUUGGGAAGAUAAUCAGAGGCCGCCAGGAUAUUACAUUUUGAGAUUGGUGGUCUUUAUUGAUACAGCUUGUUGAUUCUUUUGUUUUAAAAUUAGAAUAUCAAUUUUUGCUGACAUUGACAAACAAAGUUUCUUUGUAAUACCUUAUUGGAGGAGAUGGAGGAUGAAAAAGCUGGUUAUUCUUCAAAUGUAGAUUUGAUAGAAAGAACACUUGAUGGUUCACAGCGUCGACGCAUAUCGAAUGAUUCACUUAUACCAGGGCUCAAUGAUGAUGCAGCAAUGAAUUGCUUUGCUUACGUUCGAAGGUCAGAUUAUGCUUCUUUAGCAUGUGUUAACUCAAGGUUUAACAAGCAGAUUAGAAGUGGUGCUGUGGCUGAGUUGAGGAAGAAGAUAGGGAUUGUGGAGUAUUGGGUGUAUCUGGUUUGUGAUUUAAAGGAGUGGGAGGUGUUUGAUCCUGAUAGAAAUAAAUGGAUGGCAUUGCCUAAGAUGCCAUGUGAUGAGUGUUUCAACCAUGCUGAUAAGGAGUCCUUAGCAGUAGGCAGCGAGUUGUUGGUUUUCGGUCGGGAGUUUUACGAUUUUGCUAUAUGGAGAUAUGCGUUUUUUUCUCAUUCUUGGGUAAAAUGUCGAGGAAUGAACCAGCCUCGUUGUUUGUUUGGGUCAGGUAGCCUUGGUUCAAUAGCGAUUGUAGCAGGUGGGAGUGAUAAAAAGGGGAAUGUUCUUAAAUCAGCAGAGUUAUAUGACUCGUCAAAGGGUCGGUGGGAAAUGUUGCCCGAUAUGCAUGUCCCUCGUCGGUCGUGUUCUGGGUUCUUUAUGAACGAGAAAUUCUACGUGAUUGGUGGGAUGUCGAGUCCUACAGCAUCACUAACAUGUGGAGAGGAGUAUGAUUUAAAGAAGAGAAAGUGGAGAAAAAUAGAAGGCAUGUAUCCAUACGUGAAUCAAGGUGCUCAGGCUCCUCCUCUAGUUGCAGUUGUGGAGAAUGAACUAUAUGCAGUGGAGCAUUUAACAAACAUGGUUAUGAAGUAUGACAAAAUGGGGAACACAUGGAAUGUGUUGGGGAGACUUCCAGUGAGAGCAGAUUCUUCAAAUGGAUGGGGACUUGCUUUCAAGGCUUGUGGGGAAAAGCUUCUGGUUGUAGGAGGACAGAGAGGGCCAGAAGGUGAAUCUAUUGUGCUAAGUUCUUGGUGUCCAAAGUCAGGAGUCAAUAAUGGGAUUUUGGAUUGGAAGAUAGUAGGAGUGAAGGAACAUGUUGGGGUUUUUGUCUACAACUGUGCAGUUAUGGGCUGUUGAAGAAUCAUUUAUAACUUGAUUUGAUUUGACAGAAGCUAGUUUUUUUUUUUUUGGUUUCUCUUCUACAAAGGGAUCUUCUUCUUAGUGUUGGUUUUUCAUAACUGUAGCUAAUAAUUGUUUACAUAGUUUCACUCUUUUCUGGAUUUGGCUUUUACUCAAUAUAUGGAUUACCUUAUCUCCCUUUUGCUGCCUUCGGAUUUGUCAAGUAAUAGGUAAAAUUACCCCAGCCCCCGUGUAAUUUUUUGUGUCCUAUCUUUCUUGUAGGUAACAUUUUGUGUAAAAGUUAGUUUCCAAUUAUUGUUGUUUCAGAAUUUAGGUAAUCAUUUUACAGACAA